UUCAUUCGAUGCGUAAUGUGUAUCGCGCGAACGGAAGCUGGAAUCGAGUCGCGGAACGGAUUUUCUAAAAUUCGCGAAGCUGGUUUCUAUCGGUGAAUAAGGACGAGCGACGGUUGGGCCCGAUUUUCCGGUGAUCGGCUGAGUGGGGGGCGCCACUAUAAGAAGAUUAAUCACCGACGGGACAAGACAGUUCACGGUUGGAUCGCUGAUCAGCAACAGACGCCACGAUCGUCGCGAAUAUUCGACCGCUGUUCACGUUCGCACGAGAUAACAUGUCUGCCAGAAUCAGAAGUGUCUUCAUCAGCGAUCCUGUGGACGCCUGCUGCGGUGAGCUGCUGGCUCGUCACGGUGUCCCAGUCACGGUCAAAAACAAAUUAUCCAAAGAAGAGUUGAUUAAAGAGCUUCAGAAUCACGAUGCCUUAAUCGUCAGGUCGGAGACAAAGGUCACCAGCGAUGUUUUUGAGGGUUGCCCGAACCUCCGUGUGGUUGGCCGAGCUGGAACCGGGGUAGACAACAUUGAUCUCAAAGCAGCUACAAAAAAAGGAGUCAUAGUACUUAACACUCCAGGCGGAAACAGUAUCAGUGCCUGCGAGCUAACCUGCGCAUUGAUCUCAGCUUUGGCGCGAAACGUAGCUCAGGCAGCCGGAGCCUUAAAGGAAGGACGAUGGGACAGGAAGCUUUACUCCGGUUUCGAGUUAUCCGACAAAACGCUGGCUGUGCUGGGCAUGGGGCGAAUUGGUCGUGAAGUUACUCGACGAAUGCAAGCAUUCGGGAUGCGCGUGAUCGCGUUCGACCCGCUUCUAACAGCUGAAGACGCGAAAGAACUAGAGGUAGAGAAACUUAGUUUAGAAGAAAUAUGGCCUCAAGCAGAUUAUAUCACCGUGCACACACCGUUAAUUCCUCAGACAAGGAACCUAAUCAACGCGACCACAUUGGCCAAAUGCAAGAACGGUGUACGCAUUGUGAACGUGGCUCGAGGGGGUAUCGUAGACGAGGAAGCGCUGUUGAACUCGAUUGAAUCUGGCCACUGCGGAGGCGCGGCUCUAGACGUGUUCGUUGAAGAACCACCGAAGAACCCCGUCACCUUGAAGCUGAUCGCUCACCCAAAAGUCGUCGCAACUCCUCACCUUGGAGCCAGUACCGCCGAGGCUCAAGAACGAGUAGCCGUAGAAAUCGCUCAACAGUUUCUAGUGUUGGCGGGUAAGUCGACCGAGUACGCGGUCACUGGCAUCGUGAAUGCUCCAAUGUUAGCGGGCGCCAUGACAGAAGAGAAUACACCAUGGAUAGAAUUGUCAAAGAAGUUAGGUCAGAUGGCUGUCCGGCUUUCCACGGACAAAUCCAAGUUUGUUUUAAAAAGCGAGACAAUUGGUAGCGGGAUGAAGGAGAAGGCGUUCAUUCACACGGCCGUUCUGGUCGGCGCUUUAUCCGCGCAAACGAAAAAUGGAUUGAAUUUAAUUAAUGCACCGUUGCUGGCUCAAGAGAUAGGCAUCGAUCUUCAAGAGAGCCACCAAGAGGCUGAGAUCAAAGCCGUCGCGAUUGAAGUGGAGGGCCAUCGAGUCAAAGGAACUGUUCGCAAUAACGAACUCCUAUUGCUGUCACUGGACGACGCAGUGUUUGCCAACGGGAUCGCUUUGGGAAAUUACGUUGCUCUGUACCAAGCAAACGGUGUCCAAGAUCUGGCACAGAUCGUGAACGCAUUCUCGACAAAGGGAAUCAACAUUCACAAUUUGAGUGCCAGCGGCAACUGGAUAAUAAUCCAAACCGACCGAGAAGUCUCCGUGAACGUUGAUGGCAUUAAGAACUUCUAAACUAUAUGCCUGGCAUUCAGGCGCACAAAUCUUGAAACAUCUCUGUUAUUUUUCGUGAUCGAUGAAAUUUACACAGCGGCGAUUGAUAAGCAAUGAAGUAUUUUAGUACGACAUAACUAUAUAAUUUUCUUAUUAUUGUAUCAUUUGCCCUGAAAAUAACAGAGAUGUUCUGAGGUUUAGUGUUAAGCGAUUCGACUUACUAGAUUGUCUUCGUUCAAUCUCACAUUUUUUUUCUGUUUCCACUUAUACAUGUUUUAGAAAAGAUAUACAGUAUUUGAAAGCUCGAAAUAAUCGAGUAACGGUCGUUACUUUUAGUAUCGACGUAUUAGGUCUCUCUUCGCGGUCGUCUAUUUAUUAUUCGACUCAAAUAGUUAGGGGAUGUGUGCAUCGUGUCCGUGUAUUCAUCGAAAACGCUUUCGAAAAAUAUAUGUAUGUAUAUAAAUAUUUAUACUUUUGUAUCGCUAGCAUUAAUAAAAAAUAUUACCGUCAUUACAUACACAUAUAUAUAUAUAUAUAUGAGAAAAAGCAUUGAAUAAAUAUUACAUGUUCUUUAUACAAAAGUACAAGAGAAGUAUACAUCAUACAAAAUACUUUUCUCUCUCUUUCUUGGUAGAGUAAAGUUGUUGUGCAAAACACUGAAUAACGCAAUUUUCUGUAAACUCUAACAUAUCCAACGUGUGAAACAUAAACAUUAUUAGUUAUUUAUACAAUAUAAAAUCUAUCAAUGUCAUCACUGAAUCUAACAUUACAAAAAGAAUUUAGGCUCCUAUUCUUUGAUAACUACUAACAUGGCAGCCAUUGAAGGUGUAAUCAAUACCAUCCUAUAAAAAAUAAA
Molecule: messenger RNA, 2643 nt
Organism: Nomia melanderi (Alkali bee)
Lineage: Eukaryota; Metazoa; Arthropoda; Insecta; Hymenoptera; Halictidae
Product: hydroxypyruvate reductase
Biological process (GO): L-serine biosynthetic process
Molecular function (GO): NAD binding; phosphoglycerate dehydrogenase activity
Source: RefSeq, a predicted model, not a curated record